Molecule: messenger RNA, 672 nt
Organism: Thyridium curvatum
Lineage: Eukaryota; Fungi; Ascomycota; Sordariomycetes; Thyridiales; Thyridiaceae
Exons: 1
Coding region: 1-672 (223 amino acids)
Source: RefSeq, a predicted model, not a curated record
AUGCACUCCUCCGCCGUCCUCGCCAUCCUGGCCUCGGCCGCCGCCGUCUCGGCCGACAUGAUCCACCCGGGCCACCUGGCCGUCAAGCGCGACGUCCUCGCCCGCCAGACCGACAACCCCUCCGCCUCCCAGGGCGCCGGCGGCCCGGACACGGCCUGCCUCACGGCCCUCGUCUCCGUCUACUCGAGCAUCCCCACGCCCCCGCCGGAGCUGGCGUCCUACGAGGCCGCCCACCCGCCCACCGACCCCUGCUCCUACUCGGUCGACGACAGCAUCAAGCCCGUCUUCUCCAGCUACGAGUCCCAGGUCAUCUCGUGGGCCAAGCAGCACGAGGGCGAGCUCUCGUCCGCGCUGUCCAAGUGCCCCCAGUACGCCUCCCUCGCCACCGAGGCCAACAUCUGCACCACCGCCAUCGGCGGCGGCGCUGGCGGCUCCGGCGGCUCCGCCUCGGCCAAGACGACCGACUCCAGCAAGACCUCCAGCGCCGGUGCCGGCGGCUCUUCUUCCGCUGCUGGCGGCAAGUCUGGCUCCUCCUCUUCUUCUACUGGCGCCACCCCCACCGGCGCGGCGGGCUCCUCCAGCACCUCCAAGGCCGCUGCCGCUCAGGAGACCGGCUUCGUGGCUGCCGUCAUUGCCGCUGUUGGCUUUGUCGGUGCCGUUGCUGCUCUGUAA